AUGUGCCUCUGUCCGUCUGCUCACGCUGCUUACGGCUUCCGCUUUUUAACCGAGGCCUGCCUGUGUAUGGCUUCCGAAUACUGCUGCCUCCACCGCCACCCUGCGCCAUGUGCCUCUGUCAUCUGCUCAUGCUGCUGACGGCUUCCGCUUUUUAACCGAGGCCUGUGUUUGGCUUCCGAAUACUGCUGCCCUCCACCGCCACCCUGCGCCAUGUGCCUCUGUCAUCUGCUCAUGCUGCUGACGGCUUCCGCUUUUUAACCGAGGCCUGUGUUUGGCUUUCCGAAUACUGCUGCAUCCACCGCCACCCUGCGCCAUGUGUCUCUG
Messenger RNA from Staurois parvus, 324 nucleotides. NCBI's taxonomy places the organism in Eukaryota, Metazoa, Chordata, Amphibia, Anura, Ranidae. The record is from the annotation of a GenBank genome assembly.